Molecule: messenger RNA, 1941 nt
Organism: Hyphopichia burtonii NRRL Y-1933
Lineage: Eukaryota; Fungi; Ascomycota; Pichiomycetes; Serinales; Debaryomycetaceae
Gene: CEF1
Product: Cef1p
Exons: 1
Coding region: 1-1941 (646 amino acids)
Biological process (GO): mRNA splicing, via spliceosome
Cellular component (GO): spliceosomal complex; Prp19 complex
Source: RefSeq, a predicted model, not a curated record
AUGCCACCGAUAUACGUUAAGGGAGGUGUAUGGACAAACGUGGAGGAUGAGAUCUUGAAAGCAGCGGUGUCCAAAUAUGGACUAAACCAAUGGGCAAGGGUUGCAUCCCUUUUGAGUAAGAAAUCUGCCAAACAAGCAAAGGCCAGAUGGAGUGAAUGGCUUAAUCCGAAUAUAAAUAAAUCAGACUGGACCAGGGAAGACGACGAACGGUUGUUGAGUUUGGCCAAGCUCUUGCCCAACCAAUGGCGUAGUAUAGCUCCGUUAUUGGGUCGGACGGCUACUCAUUGUGUUGAAAGAUAUCAAAAGUUACUUGAAGACGCUUCGGGGGUUACUGAUAAAAAUGAUUUGUCGCUAGCAGGUCCUGGGAUUGAAUCAUUACCGGCAGCCGGGAAUAAUAUUGGCGAUGUCAAUAUAAACCCUGAAUCCAAGCCCUCUCGUCCUGACUUAGAAGAUAUGGACGACGAGGACCGGGAAAUGUUAUCGGAAGCAAAAGCCCGUUUAGCCAAUACCCAAGGGAAAAAGGCCAAAAGAAAAGCUCGUGAAAGAAUGUUGGAGGAAAGUAAACGUAUAUCUUUACUACAGAAGAGGAGAGAGCUCAAGGCAGCUGGUAUAAAAGUAAGUUUGGUAUCUAAAAAUAAACAAAAACGUAAAGAAUUUGAUUAUAAUGCUGAUAUUCCUCACGAACAUACACCGCAAGCUGGUAUUUACGAUACUUCAGAGGAAUCAAAGUUGAAUGUUCGUGAAAGAGCCAAAUUCGAUAAAUUGGUCAAGAACGACGGUAUAAGUUUAAAAGAAGUGGAUGAUAAACAUAAAAGAGAGAAAAAUCAAGAAUUAAAGGAAAAGAGAGAUUGGGAAAAACGUCAAAAACAAGAAUUAGAAGCUGCUGCAGAGAUAUUCAAUCAAAAUGAGGAAAGACUUUUGAAAAAACGUAAACUUGAUCUACCGGAGGUAAAUAAAGAAGUUUCACAACAGGACGAUAUAGAUGAUCGAAUUUUGAAUAAAACAAAAGAAUUAAUCUCUAAAACUAACCAAAAAUCAACUCUUUUGUUGAAUAACGAUUCACCCCAAUCGGUAUCUUCAAAUAAACCUUCCAAACCAAAGGCAUCUAAUUCUAAAUUAAAGAAAUCAUUACGUGAUUUCAUUCAGUCGAGUUUGAAAACGUUACCUGCACCGAGAAACAAACCCUCGGUGAUUGUUCCUUCUUUUGACCCUCUGGAAGAACCGGUCAUUGAAGAAACUCAAAUAUUGGAUGUUGACUCGAGAUACGAAGACGAAGGCGAAAGAUUAAGAAACUUGGAGAUUUCUCGUCAAGUUGAUGAAAUCAAACUGCAACUUCGAAGAUCUCUGGCCAUCCAGAAAAAUUUAAGCGUGCCUCAUCCAUCACAAAUACAACAUGAACUAACCUCAUCUUCACUACUCGAUAGAUUGAUCCAUAAAGAAUUGAUCGACCUCGUCAAUUCUGACUAUACUAAAUAUGAAGAUAGUUCUUACCCAUCUAAUUUGAUACCGGAUCUUGACGAAAUCUCUUAUGAUCAAGUUCAGGCCGAAAUUAAGGAAGAAUUAGAAAAGCCCAAGCCAUCACAUAAGGUUUCGCCUCUCUUAGAUAAUUAUUCGCUCCCUCGAGAUUUCGAAACUGCUGAAACAGUAAUCAGUACUUUACAUUCACUCCAUACAACAAAUCAGAAAUUGCUUUCCCAACUUGAUUUCUCGUCUUACGAAAGAAAUGUCGACCAAUUGGUGAGUGAAAUCGUGUCGGACUCCCACGAAUUAGCCCUGUCUGCUAUCGAUUAUAAUACUUACGCGUCCAUUGCUGCCCAAGAGCAAAAAGCCAUGGAUGUUUGCUUACAGAGAAAACAUUCUUUAGUUGAUGACUUGGUUCAAGCAGAACAGCAAAUACAGCACCGUGUAAGACUGCUCAAGAAUGGUACUUUUUCAAGCUAA